UGUUUUGCUCUAUAGAGUUGAAAGGGGUUAGCAUUGAUGGAGCUGUGAAAAGGCUGCAGCUGGUCUGAAUGAUCAGCACAGAGCCCAAAAGGAGAGCUGUGGCAUUUCUGACUUAAGAAGGGAAAAACCUAUGGCUCUGAAGAACAGCGCCCAUGACGCAAACAUCCUCUGUUCCAGUGCAACCUGUGCUGAUGAUGCAUCAGUCACUGUAGCUAAGCAUGAGUUAGCACAUGGAAUGCUAACAGAGUACGGCUAGCAUCUGAGAAUGUGGACAGUGAGGUUUACCUCCUUUCCCCCAGCCUCUGUGGGAAUUUAGCAUAUGGAUACCGUGAUCAUCCCUCAAGAUACAACUAGAUCUCUGGGGAGUUGCCAAAGGUCAAGACCAUCUGUACAGAAGCUUUAUGUCUCUGAAUUUCCUCCAAGUCAUACCUGGCCCUCCACAGACUCCAUGGUAUAAUGAUUCCAGUUGAGCUGAGCUGUCGCGGCUUCUCCUACUUGAUGCUGCCCCAUCGGAAUAUGCAAGAGGAGGUACCCUAUGUUAAUAGUGACCCACACGCCAAAGAGUGUUCCUACCCUCUGUUUGUCCCAGCCCACUGAUCUCAAGGCUUAAACAGUCUCCACAGAGGAGACUUUGCUGGAGUUGGAGGAGGGGUGAAGCAAUGCUGUGGAGACAUCCCUCCACCCUUCCCUCCCAAGCAGGGUGAAAAACACUGAGGCAAAGUUACCGUUAAAGGGGUGAACAAGGCACUAGGACCUAGGAGAAGUCUCAUCCACCCUGGCAGGAAUUUCUUGCUUGGAGCUCAGACAACAAAGGCAGAGUGAGACUGGUUUUCUUUCUCUCAGCAUCUCCACCCUACGAGCUGAAAACCGCUUCAGAUCUUUAGGGUUCACCAAACUAUGGAACUUGAUUUUGGACACUUUGACGAAAGAGAUAAGACGUCCAGAAACAUGCGAGGCUCACGUAUGAAUGGAUUGCCCAGCCCCACUCACAGUGCUCACUGUAGCUUCUACCGAACCAGGACCUUACAGGCACUGAGCAAUGAGAAGAAAGCAAAGAAGGUGCGUUUCUAUCGCAAUGGGGACCGCUACUUCAAGGGGAUUGUGUAUGCCGUGUCCUCCGACCGCUUCCGAAGCUUUGAUGCUUUGCUGGCUGACCUGACCCGUUCUCUGUCUGAUAACAUUAACCUGCCUCAGGGCGUUCGCUACAUCUACACCAUUGAUGGGACCAGAAAGAUUGGGAGCAUGGAUGAACUGGAAGAAGGGGAAAGCUAUGUCUGUUCAUCUGACAACUUCUUCAAGAAGGUGGAGUAUACCAAGAAUGUCAAUCCCAACUGGUCCGUCAAUGUGAAGACAUCGGCCAACCUGAAAGCACCUCAGUCUCUGGCCAGCAGCAACAGUGCCCAGGCAAGGGAGAACAAGGAUUUUGUGCGUCCCAAGCUGGUGACCAUCAUCCGCAGUGGGGUGAAGCCCCGAAAGGCUGUUCGCGUGCUCCUGAACAAGAAGACUGCACAUUCGUUUGAGCAAGUUCUCACUGAUAUCACUGAAGCUAUAAAACUGGAGACGGGUGUGGUCAAAAAGCUAUAUACCCUGGAUGGGAAACAGGCAAAGAAUGCAGCCAACCGUCUGAAUGAAACAGAUGUACUACCCCACUGUCUGAGCACCAGAGAGCUGCGUAUAUGCUCCAAAAGUUUUCCAAAAUAUAUAAAUAAUGUGAGCAGUUUGUACAGUAGGUUUGUUUAUUUGUUAGGUAACCAUAGCAGCAGCUCUCAAGGACUCCCUACAAGUAUUAGAACAAAUGUGGUGUUUUCCUAUUUUGUUCUCAGAUGAGCACUAGUCAGCGUAAAUUAAUUGGUGAGUUACACACUCAUCUGGCUAACUCUGUACUAGUAGGAAAAUGUAUGGGACAUGUGAUACCUUCAUGGGUAAAAGUAUAAAUAGUUAAUAUACAGUAGGGGCUCUGGGUCAGAAUUUUGUGGGUCAUUGAAAGCAGAACAUUUUGACUUAGCUCCAUAUGUUCUUAUUACACAAGUACAUUUUUUAAGUACCCCUCAUUUGCUAUGUUGUGGCUAACAGACCAUUGAAUAAGGUAUUUCUGCUGCUGCUGCUAUGGAAUCCCCUAAAGGAAUGUGUGCUAUAGAGCUUGGGGUGUUGGGACAGAUAGAUACUUCAUCUAGGAAAGCUCUUUGGUUAAAGUCACAGAUGCCAGUGGCUCUUGGAAUUGGGGUAACCUUUUUAUUUUUUCCUCUGUCUCUAUUUUCUCACUUUUCUGAGUGGGGAAGUA
This is a messenger RNA of Mauremys reevesii (Reeves's turtle), 2281 nucleotides long. It is a transcript of the gene DCX, whose product is annotated as doublecortin. Gene Ontology annotation, biological process: photoreceptor cell development; neuron migration; intracellular signal transduction. Gene Ontology annotation, molecular function: microtubule binding. The record is from RefSeq and is a predicted model, not a curated record. Lineage: Eukaryota; Metazoa; Chordata; Testudines; Geoemydidae. Gene Ontology annotation, cellular component: axoneme; neuron projection. The transcript has 7 exons. The coding region runs from base 898 to 1827 and encodes 309 amino acids.